Stegastes partitus (bicolor damselfish) is the source of this 2455-nucleotide messenger RNA. Its product is annotated as pinin-like. NCBI's taxonomy places the organism in Eukaryota, Metazoa, Chordata, Actinopteri, Pomacentridae. The transcript is spliced from 10 exons. The record is from RefSeq and is a predicted model, not a curated record. The coding region runs from base 112 to 1719 and encodes 535 amino acids.
CCCAAACUCUGCUGUGUGAUGCUAAAACUGCGCUACAGAGGAAAUUUACCCACAAACUUUGCGCCAACGGUGAAGCUGUGAAGAACCAUCUCCAGCAGCAUCAGGACCAACAUGGACGUCAGCAUCGCCGUGUCGCUGAUCCGAGGCCAGAUGGGCACCGUGGUGGAGCGGGCGGUGAACGUCGCCGUGGAGACGGUGCUGGCCGAGAUGCUCAAAGUGGUCGGGGUGAAGUUUGAGGAGCUGAAGGCCCAGCUGGUGCUGAUGAAGAAGGACAUCGUGGCGCUGCAGAGGGAGAAGGCCCUGAAGGAGAAGGAGAACGACAACAUCCGGGCCAAGCUGCGCUACACCGAGCUGAAGCUGAAGUACUACCGGCAGGGCGUGGAGGAGGAGCUGCAGCAGAGGGCCUCGGCCUCCACGCUGGUCCGCAUCCACCCGCCAGCCUUCACCCGCAUCCACAGAGGCCUGACGGGCGUCUCGGCUGCCGAGGCCUCCAUGUCCUGCUCUGCUCAGACCAGGACCACUGAGGGAGCAACGGCGAGAAGUAACCAAGUCCCAGAAUGCACCUCUUCACAGAGCGCGAGCAGACGAGCGGUCAGAGUCUGCUGUCCUUCAGACGUGGUCAGUUCUGACUCACCUGAGCUGCUGCUGCCGGUGUCGCUGACCGUCAGCACACCUGUAGAGUCUCUGGACAGCAGCACAGACCCGGUUCAGGGCACAGACGUCGACCUGGACGACGAGUGCGAGUGGACCAUCACUCUGCAGCCGCAGACCGAAGCUGUGGACGCCGCCGUGGCUCCGCCCCCCGUCCAGCCUCCGACUCUGGACGAAGGUCAGCAGUCGGCGGCUGGUUCGGUGUCUCCGGACCGACCCACUCAGGCCGACAGCUCCACACUGCCCUCUACUGCCCCACAGGUGAAGCAGGAGGAGGAAGAGGAGGUGAUCUGCAUUAAGGAGGAGCCGGAGGAGGAGCAGCAGGUGAUGGAGACUCUGCUGCUGGACUGUCAGGUGAAGCAAAGUCCUCCUCCAGAGUCUCAGCCUCAGCGCUCGGUGACAGACUGGUCCAGACUGUCAGGAAGCCAGAUGACCCACAGCUCGGCCUCCAGCUCGGCCAGUCCCACCAGCUACCCGCUGCCUCCGCUGGCCGCCUCGCUGCCCUCCCUGUCGGUUCUGCCUCCUGGUAUCCCUCCUCGCCAGGCGGUCCGGCCCUGGACCAAAGACCUGAGCCUUUACGAAGAAUACAAACUGCGCAGAAACGAGCUGCGACGGCGAAACCUGAGCCGACGGCGAGAGCUGGAGAAAACGCUGCCGCAGCCGCUGCUCGCUGAUCUGGUGCGGGAGCGUCGGGAGAAGACCCGGCUGCGAGUGGCUCGGUGGAGGGCUAAGAGGAAGCUGCAGGCCUGUCUGAACCAGGCUCAGGCUCACGGUGGCGCUGCAGGCCUCAGUCAGACCGGGUUUCCCGUCAGCAGCCAGCAGCUCCGACCUCCUGCAGCCCCCAGCAGUCAGAGCUCCGCCUCGCCUCAGUCCAGCAGCUUCCUCAGCAGCAUCUCCUCCAUCCUGCCCUUCAUCCCUUCGUCCUCCUCUUCCUCCUCCCUGCUGCUGAGAGGAUCCAGCAUGGCUCCUCACGAACACACUGUGACCUCCUCCUCGUCCUCCUCCUUCGCCCCGGCCGGCCUGUCGCAGCAGAGCGCCUCCCUGACGGACGCAGACGUCCUGCAGUGAGUUUAAAUCCAGCUUUACUGAGCAUCUUUAUGAUCCACGUCCGACUUGUUCCCACACAUGUGUACAGAUGAAAAUGAGAGCAGCAGAUCUGGAUCGCGUUGUGUUCACUGUGUAACCAAAACGGCAAAAUAUUUAAAGUUACUGAGAACAUACGAAGCUGUACAUGUGAGUUAAAUGUCUGUAUGUGUGUAUUUAAGUGUAAAAAUAUGUCCAAAGAUUCUCAACAAUCCGGGUCACGCUGUACAUAAGCGCUAACACGAAGGCAGCUCCGAGCUAAAAGGCUUCUAGUGAUCAUUGUCUCGAUCAAUCGAGUUGUUUGGCUGCAAAACGUCAGAAAAUUGUUCAGUUUGCUGUCAUAGAGGAGGAACGAAACCAGGGAAUAGUCACAUCCAAGAAGCUGCAGUCACAGACUUCUCCUAAUAAGGUGCUCCAGUAGAUGUGUAUGAAUGGAGGCGUGUCAGGACUGCAUCACAAGAGUCUGCUAAGUGGUGAGUCGUGGCCUGACGAGGGGAUCAAUUCAUUACAAAUCAGUCAAUAAAUCCCCUCUGACCUCCUCAGAAUCAGCUGACUCUUUAUCUGCUGUAGCUUUAUGUAAUGAAGCAGAGUUUUAUCUUCAUACUGUGAAUAUGUCAGAGCUCCAGGCCCUUGAAGAACCAAAUUUCUCACUUUUUAAUGGACUUUUUCCAUCAUUUCUGAGCCUCAGAACUUCAUCAGUACAGCAGAUAGACACAUGACA